AUGUCGCAACCAAGCCAUGACGAGUUCGUGGUCGAAUCCCACGAGCCUUCUGCUAGACGCUCCAGGUUCUGUGGUCUGCGCGACUUCUGUGACCUCGCCGACUUAUGGCUCUCAGCAUCCCGCUUCGGACAUUUUUUCCACCUCGGUGGCAGUGGUCAUGCCAACGAGAUUGUCACGGCGUCGGCGUUCAAGGAAGUCCGCGCAGGGUUGACCACCUUUGCCACCAUGGCAUACAUCAUCGCAGUCAAUGCCUCCAUGCUCUCGCAAACAGGCGGCACAUGCGAAUGCAACUUGGUCGACAGGCACCAAUGUGACACCAUUCCCGAGUUUGCAGCCUGCAAAGAAGAGGUGCGACGCGACCUGAUCACGGCCACCGCUGCUAUUGCCGGCAUGGCAUCCCUCGUCUUCGGCCUGCUCACGAACCUCCCCGUCGCCAUUGCCCCUGGUAUGGGCCUCAAUGCGUACUUUGCAUUCCAGGUCGUCGGCGUCAACGGUACCGGCUCCGUCCCAUACCGCACCGCCCUAACCGCCAUCUUCAUUGAAGGCUUCAUUUUCAUACUCCUCGCGCUCACCGGCAUGCGGCAAUGGCUCGUCAAGAUCAUCCCUGCCACGCUCAAGACCGCGACGGGCGUCGGCAUCGGGUUCCUACUGACCGAGGUGGGCCUGUCGUACUCAUCUGGCAUCGGUGCCAUUACUGGCGGUGGCGGCGGCUCACCGCUUACGUUGGGAGGCUGCCCGUCGGAGCUGCUCGAUCCCGACAGUGGCAUGUGUACGUCCGGCGUGAUGUCGAGUCCGAAGCUCUGGCUUGGCGUUCUCUGCGGCGGUAUCUUUACCGCUUUCUUGAUGGCAUACCGGGUCAAGUACGCUUUGGUCAUCGGCAUCGCCUUGGUCUCCGUCAUUUCCUGGCCCCGCAACACCGCGGUCACGUACUUUCCCGACACGAAGGAAGGCAACUCGCGCUUCGAGUUCUUCCGGCAGGUCGUCGCGUGGCACCCGCUCUCCCGUGUCGCCAACCAGCUCGAGUGGGACAUUCAGACGAGCGGAUCGCACUUUGCCCUCGCCCUCUUCACGUUCCUCUAUGUCGACAUCAUCGACGCCACCGCCACGCUCUACUCGAUGGUGCGCUUCUGCGGCGUCGUCGACAAGGACGGUGACUUCCCACGCUCGACCAUUGCAUACUGCACCGAUGCCGCAUUCAUCUCCAUCGCGGCGCUGUUCGGGUCCUCACCUGUCACGGCUUUUAUCGAGAGUGGCGCCGGCAUCGCCGAGGGCGGGCGCACCGGGCUGACGGCCAUCGUCACGGGCCUGUGCUUCAUCGUGGCCGUCUUCUUUGCACCAAUCUUCGCCUCCAUCCCACCGUGGGCCACUGGCUGCACCUUGGUUCUUGUCGGUUGCAUGAUGAUUCGACAGAUAACGCAGAUCAACUGGCGUUAUAUUGGUGACGUCCUGCCCUCCUUUGUCGUCAUGACCUUUAUCCCAUUCAGCUACAGCGUCGCGUACGGGCUCAUCGCCGGCAUCUUUGUCUACACCGUGCUCAACGGGCUCAUCGGCGCCGUGGUCUGCAUCUCCGGUGGCCGCUGCGAGCCUCGCGAGUACGAGCUCAAGGAGUACUGGAGCUGGAAAGGCACCGGCCAGCCGCCGUGGUUCGUGCGCGCCGUCCGCCAGCAGCAGCGCCGCCGCCGCAGGAAGGCGGCGGCUCGCGACGGCGCCAUGCCCGCCACCACCAGCAACGGGCAGCCGGGGUUCCGCUCACCGCAGCAGGAGCGCGUCGUCUCCUUCUCCGGUGACUCGCCGGACCGCUCGUCCUCCGCAAAGGGCGGCUCGGCGACGGUGGCCGAGCAGCCAAUCCUCUCGCGGCCGACCCCGGAGCAGAUGACUCGCAUGUCGCGAUGA
Messenger RNA from Cordyceps fumosorosea ARSEF 2679, 1893 nucleotides. RefSeq names its product purine transporter. Lineage: Eukaryota; Fungi; Ascomycota; Sordariomycetes; Hypocreales; Cordycipitaceae. Gene Ontology annotation, molecular function: purine nucleobase transmembrane transporter activity. The record is from RefSeq and is a predicted model, not a curated record. The coding region runs from base 1 to 1893 and encodes 630 amino acids. Gene Ontology annotation, cellular component: plasma membrane. The transcript is spliced from 9 exons. Gene Ontology annotation, biological process: transmembrane transport.